This is a messenger RNA of Orcinus orca (killer whale), 4774 nucleotides long. It is a transcript of the gene PHACTR4, whose product is annotated as phosphatase and actin regulator 4. Gene Ontology annotation, molecular function: actin binding. The transcript has 13 exons. Lineage: Eukaryota; Metazoa; Chordata; Mammalia; Artiodactyla; Delphinidae. Gene Ontology annotation, biological process: neural crest cell migration; actin cytoskeleton organization. The record is from RefSeq and is a predicted model, not a curated record. The coding region runs from base 342 to 2495 and encodes 717 amino acids.
GGACUUUGAGGGCUGUGCCGCUCAGCAGCUAGAAUGUGGUUGGCAGUCUCCUCCCCUUCCUGCACUUGAGCUCUUCACAGUGUGCACUCUGGAAUGACAGGCAUUCCUAUGUGAAGAGAGCCAGCGUGAAGACAUAUUUGUGAGAAACACCAGUGCCUUGUCCGGGAUACAGGGAAACAGAAACUCCUGCGGAUUAACUGACUUCCUGCCAUUUCCUGAUGUCUGGCGGUGACACUGAGAGAGGAGUGCAUGUCCCCUCCUUACGUGGAUUUAUCGUUUAAGAAAAGUUCGCUUUGGUCGGGGACGAUUUGUUGUUGUGAGACACAUGAGACAACAUAAUCAUGGGGCAAGCUGACAUCUCCAGACCGGUAAAUCCAGAUGGAGUUGAAGAAGCAGGUCAGCCCACUGCAGACCCAGGCAUGGUCAUGGACAGUGUGGAAGCAGGAGACACAACACCUCCUACCAAAAGGAAGAGCAAGUUCUCAGGGUUUGGCAAGAUCUUCAAGCCCUGGAAAUGGCGGAAAAAAAAAAGCGAUAAAUUCAAAGAGACAUCAGAAGUUUUAGAGCGAAAAAUAUCUAUGCGAAAACCGAGAGAAGAGCUGGUUAAAAGAGGGGUUCUGUUGGAAGACCCUGAGCAGGGUGGUGAGGAUCCAGGGAAGUUGAGCCAUGCCACGUUAAAGAAUGGCCAUACCACCCCCAUAGGGAGUGCCAGAUCUUCUAGUCCAGUCCAAGUAGAGGAAGAACCAAGAAGAAUAGCAAGUCUUAAGAAGCCUAUUCCAGAAGAGGACCCAAAGAAGCGACUAGGCUCAACUGGAAACCAGCCUAAUUCUGAAGCAGAGUCCAUUCCUGAGAAUGUACCCAAACAGCCUUUACUUCCCCCUAAAAGACACUUGGCCUCUUCUCACGAAGCAAAUGAAGGGCAAGCAAAGGAUGCCACUUCCUCUGGCAGCACAGCAAGACCACUCUCCUCCACGCCCACCACUGCCAUCACCACAGCACCUGCUGCCACCACGGCUGCCACAAACCCAGCAAAAACUGUUAAUUCCUCUGUCCCCCCUUCCCAAGCACCCAGGACUCUGCCUGCUUCUUCUGCCAGCACUAACACUACUGCUACCCCGAGCCUCACUCAUACAGUUCCUGCCAAGCAGCCCCCUAUCCCUCCCCCUAAACCAGCUCACAGAAAUAGCAACCCUGUCAUUGCUGAACUAUCCCAAGCAAUAAACAGUGGUACGUUGUUAUCAAAGCUGUCCCCACCUUUACCACCUAAGAGAGGCAUUCCAUCAACUUUGGUACCCACCUCAGAGUCUGCUGCUGCCACUGCCACCACCACAAAAGCACCAAGUGAUCAGAAAGAGAAGAGCACAUGCUCUGUGGGCUCCGAACCCCUGCUGAUGAUCCCCCCUACCGCCCCAUCCCCCCCACUGCCUACUCAUAUACCUCCAGAACCCCCUCGGUCCCCUCCAUUCCCUGCUAAGACUUUUCAAGUUGUGCCAGAAAAUGAGUUUCCACCUUCCUUAGACCUACCCCAGGAGGUUCCCCAGCAGGAAAGUCAGAAAAGGGAAGUACCCAAGAGGAUGUUGGACCACAGCUUUGGGGAGCCCCAUGUACCCUCUAGGCUGCCCCAAGUCCCACUGCAUAUCCGAAUCCAGCAGGCCCUGGCCAGCCCACUCCCCAUGACUCCUCCCUUGGAAGGCUCUCAUAGAGCUCAUUCAUUGCUCUUCGAGAACAGUGACAACUUUUCUGAGGACAGCAGUACCCUGGGUCGGACCAGGUCACUUCCCAUCACUAUUGAAAUGCUGAAAGUUCCAGACGAUGAAGAAGAGGAGGAGCAGAUCCACAUAAUUGCAUUCGAUGCAGAUGUAGCAUCUACCUCAGUCAUUCCUAAACUACCGCAGUGUCUGCAGGAGGAAGAAGAAGGGAAAGAGAGUGACUCUGAUUCAGAAGGUCCUAUUCAAUACCGAGAUGAAGAGGAUGAAGAUGAAAGCCAUCAUAGUGCUCUGGCCAACAAAGUGAAGAGGAAAGACACACUGGCAAUGAAGUUGAACCACAGACCCAGUGAACCUGAAAUGAACGUGAAUUCUUGGCCUCGAAAAAGCAAAGAGGAGUGGAAUGAAAUACGGCACCAGAUUGGGAACACGCUCAUCCGACGACUGAGUCAAAGACCAACACCAGAAGAACUAGAACAACGAAACAUACUACAACCUAAAAAUGAAGCUGAUCGUCAGGCAGAAAAACGAGAGAUUAAACGUCGGCUCACUAGAAAGCUCAGUCAAAGGCCAACCGUGGCUGAACUACUUGCCAGGAAGAUUCUGAGGUUUAAUGAAUACGUGGAGGUAACAGAUGCUCAUGAUUAUGACCGGCGAGCUGACAAACCUUGGACCAAACUGACCCCUGCUGACAAGGCCGCCAUAAGAAAAGAAUUAAAUGAAUUUAAAAGCUCAGAGAUGGAAGUUCAUGAGGAGAGCAAACAUUUUACACGCUACCACCGUCCAUGAUGCUGAAGUUUGAGAGAGGAUCUAAGCAACCCCCUAAAACAGGGCUGCCUUGCUGCUUCAGUCUCCAGAGCGACAUGGAGGGAACUUCAGCACUUCUCAGCGCAGCCAGAAUUGAGUCCUCUGGGAUAUAGUUCUGGGGUGAACAGCACUUCUGUGAAUGUAGCAUUUCACUGGAAUGGAUUCUCAUACGCUGCCUUGGGCAAAGCUGAACACUUUGUCAGUGCUUUUGAACCUUUUAAUAUUGCAGCGUACCUGAGGGCUCUUCCCUCACCAGCCACCAAUGUUCUGAGUCACUUGCAGGUUCCAGGGUUUAUUGGCUGCACCUCACCCUCACCCACGAUGACUGCCUGUGCUGAGGCACAGUUUGCACGAUUAGGCUUACCUGCCCUGUCCUGUUGUGAGACCCACCUGUGUAGGCGCUAAAUUCUAGCCAUCACAUCUAGUUGGUGGUGGGGGAAACCUUCUGGAGGCCCCCAACCUUCUGGAAAAAGUGGCCCCCACCUCCAGGGGAAGCCUUCAUACCACACUGGCAUGUCAGCUGAAAGCACUGCACUAUACCUCUUCUGACACAGCAGGACAGUCCUCUUCAGGCAGUCCAGCCCAAGAGAAGCUCAGGAUCUGACAUGUUCUUCCUUUUGGCACAAGUCAUUCUGACUUUUAUCUGUAAAAAAAAGAAAGAAAUCUUGAAGAAAUGAUGGGAACUUAUGUUUUUCCUGUCUGUUAAACAGUCUGAGCUGCAACCAGAUUCCAAGUUGGGAAAAUGAGAAAGCAUAUAUGUUUUCUGUAUAUAAAAGCAAAACCAAAAAAGGCCUUUACAUUGAGGCUAACUUGGCAGAAAACUGACUCAUGGCUUAAAUUUUAUAGGCUAUUGUACUUUUGUUGUACCAAAUGAUACCCUAACUCAUUCUAACCAAGAGAUGUGUUUUCCCCCAUAAAACAGAGUUGCAGCAACUCUGGGAGCACUUGUGUGCUGUCAGCUCCACACUUCCAGCCAGAACACAGCAAGGUCCUGGGGAUGUGGAGUGCUAGAUAGAAAAAGGUCUUUGGAGAAGCAGUUAGGAGGGGCAAGAUCAUGACCCACUGCUCCUCUUUUCCUCAGUACUGUUUGCCUUCUCCUGCUGUGUGUUUUGUCUUAACUCCCAACACUGAUCUUCCUGCUGACCCUCUCUGGGAGCUUCCACCUCACUCACUCCUCUUCCAAGCUGUAGCCAGUGCAGCUGGUGCCUGGGCAUUGACUCAGGCCCCACUCCUUUUUGUAUGUGUAAUAUAUGUUAAUAUGAUUUCCUAAAACAGAAGAUUCAGUUGCUUUCUUUGAAUUUUUACUGAAAACCAUACAGCCUUACUGUUUCCCUCUAAUUCCUGUACAUUCUAAGUGGAAGGGAAAAAAAUAGUUUCUACUUAACUGAUGAAUGUGGCUUUUUCCCUUUAAUGUUCAGAAAAUUGUGGCUAUCUUACAGAUUUCUUCUGAUUUCUUCUGCAGUCCAUGUUGUUCUGUAUGUGAUCUUUAAGUGGAUUUUUCUCUUUUCCUCCUUUCAUGUCCAUGUAAGAUUUGCUGAACAAUCAGAAUAUCAGGUUAAAACAAAGCUAAAGUGACCUUAAAAGGUAGUAUCUUCCCUCCAUACGGGGAAUAGGGAGGUAUUUGGAUUUCUCAGUAAACGUCAAGUGCUUUAUGGCUGUGGAGAUACACUGGGCCCACAUCUCCUUCAAAUUCAUUAACAUUUGGUAUGACCAAGGGAAGAUAAGUGACAAUUCUACAAAGUUGUUAGAGGUCUGUAUAUAAGGUGGCCACACAUUAAGUGUUAACUUCUUCUAACCUUUCUGUCUUGUUGUUUUGGAAACUAUUUGGCUUAUGCCAGCAUCCUCUGUGGCUUCAGAUGACAUUUUUCAAACCCCUUUCAUGGCCUUCCUUUCCCUUAAUGUGCCAAGCUUGAAACAGGAUUUGAUUUCCCGAGCUACUUGUCUGCUUUCUAUGUGCCACCAAGGAAUCUAGUUCAUCUUUCAUCUCAUUCAUGUUCUUUUGAAGCAAGAUACUUUGGGAGUCAAGUCUUUCAGGUGUUUAUAUAAAUAUAUAUAUAAAGAGGAUUUUGUGUUCUCUUUCCGUGUAAGUAACAAUUCACAACCAUAAUGUAAAGAAGAAGUAAAAGCCUGUUGUAUUGUACUUCAAGAUGCUUCCCUGAUGUACAGAAUCUCCUUGUAAAAUAAAUAAUUGCAUUGUAAAUCAGUCUUCCUAUCAAUGUUAAUUAUUAAUGUAUUUUAGAAUUAAAAAAAGUUAUACUAUU